AUGAUGGAAGAAGUUACAACCCCAAAAGCUCCACCUCCAGCUCCUGGUCUUGUACUCCCUAGUGACAUCCAGAUCGAAGGAGUAUCCGAUCGGGCUGUCACCGAACAAGAACUUGAGGAAGGCACUGAGGCCCCUGCUCCCGCUACAGAAGAAACGCCUCAAGCUGAAAGUGGGGAAGGAGCUCAUGAUUCUUUGGACGUAUACAGUAUCACUUCUAAUUUCGCUGUUCCUCUUAUAAACCAAUCACGUGUUAUUGAAGACAGCUACGAAACAGCAUUGUCUGGACAAGAGCAACCAUCAGUCGUAGAACUAUCAGAUGACCUGCACGUUUCGACACUAGUUCCGUCAAUCGAGCCAUCUUACACUUCACCCUCGUCAACAUCGGACGUUGCAGUCUUGACAGACGGGUUCAUCCUCCCUAGCACACAAGAGAGCGCGAAGGAGUAUGACUAUGACCAGCAGCCGACGGCGUCUGCGAGCCCUGGAGAAGACAAGCCAAAAAUUAUCACCAUGGGAUUUAUUUUGCCUGGAGCUGACCCCGCAAACGAGUUCGAAGACGAUCUUGUGCACACUGAUGAAGUUCGGCUCCUGACUGAUGGUUUUGUACUGCCCGGUCAGGAUCUGCCUUCUCAACUUGGAAAUGAUCAAACGCAGUCAACGCUGCAAGGAAGAAUUAUAGACACCGUGGUACCACCGCAGCAGGAAGCAGCGACAGUGACAUCAUACCCCAUCACACACUAUUCUACAUUCACUUACUACACGACACUGCCAGGUCCCAACGAUAGUAUUGUGUCAAGCAGAGAAGUCACAACGUCGCAAGUGUUCGAGAAUAGCGAGGAGUAUGAAGAGGCUCGGAAACAUGGCUUCGACACUAUCGCGCCAGAGAAAUCAAUGCUCCCACUGGACCCUUCACAACCGGCGACAGUGAUGACAACUUAUACGUACCAAAGCACCUAUACAUUGGACGGUUCAACACUUGUAUCUGUCAGCGAGAAAACUAUGUCGGACCUGCUGGCUCCUUCUGAAGAAAAUGUGGAUAGUGAAAAAAUUUCGCCUACAGCCACUCAAAUUUAUCUCGAAACGACCCCGGGCUACGAUGCUGCUUCUGGCACUGGGGAAGAAGACCCACACGCACAAAAAUCUAGUGAGAGCUCCGAGCCGGAUGAUACUACUUCCUCAAAAGCGACACCGCCUUUAGAAGCGGCCCCCACGACCUACUUCACAACUUACACUUACCUUACAACGCUCUUCAAGGACGGCACUUCCAGCGUGACAAGCAGCUUGGAAACAGUUUCCAAUAUACUUUACGGCUCCUCAAGUGGUUCGGAAGACCCAGCGCAUGGUAGCUUAAAGAAGAUUUCACCAACGUCUAUGGUUCCAGUGACAACAUACUAUACCACAUAUACCUAUUUCACGACACUUCUCAAGGAUGGAACAUCAACCGUUACUAGUCGGGAAGAGAUUGUAUCGAACACAGUUCGAGGGAGUGAUGCAACGAUGACGACGCAGACAAGUGAUUUGAUAGAACCAACGAAGACGGACCUUUUGUCGACGGUCUAUACGACCUACACGUACUACACGACGUUCGUACGUGGAGGUAGCACAACUAUCAGAAAUCGCACGCAAGUAGUGUCCAAGGUCAAGACAAUUUCUCAACCAAGUACUAGUGAACUCAUCACAGCACCUGUUGUAUCCACUUACUACACCACGUACACGUAUUUCACCACAGUUAAUAGAGGAGGAACCAAGUCUGUAAAAAGCCGCGAGAGUGUCAAGACGAACGUAGUUACGAAAUACCCGAAAACAGCUGCCGACCAGUCUACGCCAGUGCCAUCGAUUAUAACGACAUACACAACCAUACUGUCCCCAGUUACGGUGUACCGAGAUGGAACUCCUCGAGUUUCCUUUAUAUCAAAAACGUCGGCCAUAACAAAAACUCUUACCCACUCGUCCACACCAACAUCUGAAGAAGCUGCAGAAAGCAUCAUUGAAGCUACUCCGACGGCAGGAAUGCACACUAUGUUCACAACUUACACGUACUAUACGACAUUUUACGAAGAUGGUACACCGGUGAUAUCAAGCCGAGAAGAGACGGUAACGAACAUGAUUUCGGAGCCGACAGGGACUCCUCACCUCGAAGAGACGAAGCGCAAUCUUGAAAGCAGCACCAUCGUUCGCACAUACUAUACUACUUAUACAUACUUCACUACGUUUGAAACUGACGGAAGCCCGACUGUAUCCAGCAGGGAGGAAAUCGUGACGAACUACGUGACUAUGACACCACAUGACAUUAUCACAGGCGUGUCACCUACGAGUGUUUCUCCCGAGGCCCAGCCCACAGAGGCAUCGAUGACGGAAGAGACGCCUCCUCUGCUCAGCUCGCUUCCUGAGGGCAUCGACCUGCGAGAGCUUCUUCGUAAUGUGCCGGUUACGCAUUACACUACUUAUACCUACUACACGACGCUUUACACCGAUGGCAGCUCAGUACUGUCAAGCAGGACGGAAGUUGUUUCUAACGUCGUGGGCCCCACCGCUGCUACGGCCCCCACACUGCCAGCAGGCCUUGAGGUUGACCACAGCGAUUCGCAGUCGUCAGUUGAGUCAACCGAAUCGACGCACAUAUCAAGCUCCAAAGCAGCAGAGAGCAGUGCCAGUGAGGCUAGGUCUGACGCCGAAUCUAUUGUCGCCGAUUUAACUGUUCAGCAAAGCGCCACUCCAGUGCCAAGUCCAUCGUUUACACCAAAACUUGAUUCAAGCUUUCAGAAGGCUUCCUCGAAAUUCCAGAAAUCACCACUAAAGUUUAGGCUCAGAACGCCAACCUUAAGAAGUCGGACAAGGCUUCCACCGCCAACUGGUGCACACAUCACCAGUGCUUUGGGGGCACCUUUGAUUGUCGUUAGGAACAAGAGGAAUGCCGAUCCGGAUGACCUCGCUGUCGCGGAGGCAAGAGGAGACCAAAUAUACGCUACUCCAGUCACGUACUACACAACGUUUACCUACUUCACUACAUACCUAAAGCCAGAUGGACGUACAUCGGUUGCCAGCAAUCUACAAGUCAUUUCUUCAGUUCACUAUCCUACUCAGCGCAUCGCACCUACCAGAACAAUAUUCCACGACCAGAUUCAUCGUACCGAGCCAGUGCGCGUCUAUCCUUCCUACCAAGGAGUCACAGGAUGCAUCCGGUGCAGAUCUGACAUAAAGACUGUGUAUGUCACUCAUACAGACUACAUCACGGAGUUCUUUCAAGGGCGGCCAGUGACAUCGACGCGCUACGUAACGCUUACAAACUACGUUACUGUGACGCCGGGACAAACAGUCUACGAGCACAGGCCUUCACAAGUCAUCGCCGUUCCAGGCUGUAUCCAUUGCAGACAGCAACCACAAUACACAACUCAUACCUACUACUCAACUGUGCUUGUCGCAGGUCGACCGGUGACAUCAACACGCUAUGAUACGGUAACGAAUUACGUCACGGUUACGGUCACUGAAGAGCCGAUUCACCAACGAACAAGGCCAACAGUGGUUCAACCUCUCGUACCUCACCAGCCAGCGACAGCAGUUGAUACAUUUUACACCACCUACACGUAUUUUACAACCAGUGUGAUUUACGGAAGGCCAACAGUGUCCACAAGAUAUGAGACGUUAACGAACUAUGUUACGCGGACAAGAGAUGACGGAGUGGCCGGCCGUGCCAUUCAACCUACGGGCGCCUAUCGACCUGUGAUCAUACGGCCCACCCCGGUUAGAGAUACGGUGUACACAACCUACACCUACUUCACUACAAGGCUAAUUCAUGGCCGACCAAGCGUCCAGACGCGCUACGAGACAGUAACUGACUACGUGACUGUUACAGUGACAGAGCAGGCACGAAUUCGACCUACGCAAGUGUACAGACCUCUUUACUCGACAGUGCCUGGCUAUGCGCCUCACCACACAGCUUACACAACCUACACUUUCUAUACAACGCACUAUUUGGAUGGUCGGCCGGUCGUCGACACCCGGUACGAGACGAUCACAAAUGUUGCAACCGUUACUCUCACCGAAUACGCGACACCGGCAGUAGGGGCGCGAGUAAGGCCAGCAGAGACAGGGCCAUACAGAACGUACCAUACUACGUACACUUAUUUCACGACACGUUAUGUUGACGGCAGUGCCAUAGUAAACACACGAAAGGAGACGGUGACGAACACUGUGUUUGGUGCUCUGUGCCGCACCUGCCCAGCGGGAUACGUAGAGGGCCGCUCGCAUGACGGUGGUCCACAUCAGCAGACUGCAGCGAUAACGCACACUCUGGCACCGGGACCGCAGAUCCAGCCAACGCCUACGACUUACUACACCACUUAUACCCACUUCACAACAAUCCUCGAAGGCGGACGGCCAGUCGUCCAGACUCGGUACGAGACGUACACCGACAUUGUGUCCGGCAUUGUGCUGCCCACUAGGGCAUUGGUCGCGCCCGAGCCAAGCAAGCAAGAUCUCCAGCAAGGCCAUAUUCAGUCCAAGCUAGAUCACGUGCAAGAUCGCGUCCAAGAACAGCUCCCGGUCUUCCAGAAGAUAGAGCCUUCCAGACGUCGACGAUCCUCUCUGGCAACCAGAGUGCCGUUCGCCAUAACUGACAGAGGGUUGGCGCAAGCCGAGUACGAACUGGUUGGUGGACGCGGAGAUACGCUGUCCCAAGUGCCCCGACACCGAGCCCAAAGAGGGCUCUCCGAUGACGUAAAUGCUCCCCAAGCUCGGCCCGGCAGAAAGAUGCUGAGUCAUGGUAAACACAGUUAUUUUACGCUCCCUUUCACUUAA
This is a messenger RNA of Dermacentor andersoni, 4797 nucleotides long. RefSeq lists its product as uncharacterized. NCBI's taxonomy places the organism in Eukaryota, Metazoa, Arthropoda, Arachnida, Ixodida, Ixodidae. The record is from RefSeq and is a predicted model, not a curated record.